AUGCAUAAAAAAAGCCAUUUCUGUACAAAACCGCCCAAAUUCGACAUAACGAUGCUGUAUCCAAUUGCGUUCUUGUUAGCUGCGCUCCUAGUAAGCCAAACGGAAGGCCUUGGAGUCAGGAAGGCAAAGGAAGGCAUGCAAUCUGUGGCAGUGAAAGGCAGGAGGACGUUUAAGUUUUUACAAGACAAGAAACUGGAUGAGAUAAAGACAGACGCCUCUGGUAGCUUCUAUCUUUCCGCAACCAGAAAAGAAUUCAUUAACCCCACAGUCCAGAUUUAUCACAAGUGCGGUUACAGUGGACCAUGCUAUAUGAAGUUUGGAUUCAAUGUUAAGAAGAAAUUCAUCAGCUCUGGUAGCAAACCUCAGGAAGCAUACGACAUCGGAAUACUCGAUCUUCAAUCCACUGGACACCCUAUAACGAUGCAGUAUCCAAUUGCGUUCUUGUUAGCUGCGCUCCUGGUAAGCCAAACAGAAUGCCUCUUGGGAGUUGGUAGGUUGCAGUCUGUGGCAGUGAAAGGUGUUUUGGAGUGUAACGGAAAACCAGCCAAAGAUGUGAAGGUCAAACUUUACGAGAAGGGACGCUUUUUCGACAAGAAACUGGAUGAGAAAAAGACAGACGCCGCUGGUAGUUUCUAUCUUUCUGGAAGUAAAAGAGAAAUCACCAACAUUGACCCCAAAGUCAACAUUUAUCACAGGUGCAACUACCAUGGACCAUGCUAUAAGAAGUUUGGAAUCACUAUUCCGGACAACUUCAUCAGCUCUGGUAGCAAACCUCAGAAAUUAUUUGACAUCGGAAGACUCAAUCUUGCUGGAAGAAUGCCUGGACAAACUACGGAUUGUUUGAACUAGAGAUCGACU
Molecule: messenger RNA, 858 nt
Organism: Cylicocyclus nassatus
Lineage: Eukaryota; Metazoa; Nematoda; Chromadorea; Rhabditida; Strongylidae
Source: the annotation of a GenBank genome assembly